Messenger RNA from Phacochoerus africanus (Common warthog), 2157 nucleotides. It is a transcript of the gene PLK5, whose product is annotated as polo like kinase 5 (inactive). NCBI's taxonomy places the organism in Eukaryota, Metazoa, Chordata, Mammalia, Artiodactyla, Suidae. Gene Ontology annotation, cellular component: cytoplasm; centrosome; nucleus. The transcript is spliced from 15 exons. The coding region runs from base 127 to 1935 and encodes 602 amino acids. Gene Ontology annotation, molecular function: protein serine/threonine kinase activity; protein binding; ATP binding. Gene Ontology annotation, biological process: protein phosphorylation; regulation of cytokinesis; mitotic cell cycle. The record is from RefSeq and is a predicted model, not a curated record.
CUCCGCCCUCAGCCAAUAAAAUGCACCCAGCAACGCGCUGCCCCCAGAGCGCACUGUGCGCUGUGCUCCCGGCCAGAGGCUGAGCCAGUGACCAAGCCGCCAAUGCCCAAGCCGAGCGGGUAGGGGAUGGAGCCCACGCAGCGGCGGCGGUGGCGGCGCAGUUGCCGCCCGCUGGUCUCCGCCUUUCUGCGCGACCCGGGUUCAGGGCGCGUAUACAAGCGCGGGAAGCUGAUCGGCAAGGGCGCCUUCAGCCGCUGCUACAAGCUGACGGACAUGUCCACCAGCGCUGUGUUUGCGCUCAAAGUGGUGCCUCGUGGUGGGGGCGGGGCUGGGCAACUGCACCCCCGCGGCAAGGUGGAGCGCGAGAUUGCCCUGCAUAGCCGCCUGCGACAUCGCAACAUUGUGGCUUUCCACGGACACUUUGCUGACCAUGACCACGUAUACAUGGUGUUGGAGUACUGCAGCCGCCAGUCGCUGGCCCACGUGCUGGAGGCGCGGCGGACGCUGACGGAGCCGGAGGUGCGCUACUACCUGCGGGGCCUGGUGAGCGGCCUGCGUUACCUGCACCAGCAGCGCAUCGUGCACCGGGACCUGAAGCUCAGUAACUUCUUCCUGAACAAGAACAUGGAGGUGAAGAUUGGAGACCUGGGGCUGGCCACCAGGGUGGGGCCAGGGGGCCGCUGCCACAGAGUGCUCUGCGGGACGCCAAACUUCCUGGCCCCCGAGGUCGUGUCCAGGAAUGGGCAUUCUUGUCAGUCUGACAUCUGGGCUCUGGGCUGCAUCAUGUACAGAGUGCUGACUGGCGUCCCUCCCUUCGUGGCGGCACCCCUGUCAGAGAUGUACCAAAACAUCAGAGCUGGCCGCUACCCAGAGCCUGCACACCUGUCACCCAAUGCACGCCGCCUCAUUGCCCGCCUGCUGGCACCCGACCCGGCUGAGCGGCCCAGCCUGGACCACCUGCUGCAGGAUGACUUCUUCACGCAGGGCUUCACCCCAGACCGGCUGCCUCCCCACUCCUGCCACAGCCUGCCCAUCUUCGCCAUCCCCCAGCCUCUGGGCAGGCUUUUCCGGAAGGUGGGCCGCCUGCUGCUGACCAAGUGGCGGCCACCCUGCCCCUUCACUCCUAGGGAGGCCUCAGAUCCAGGAGAAGGAGGUCUCGACCCUGACUCCAUGGAGGCAGGCAGCGAGGCCUCCUUGUCAGUGAGAGGAGUUCUGAGCCCCGAGGAUCCCAUCCACCUGCUCACACAGGGGACCCUCCGGAGUGGCCCAGCGGGGCCCGACAGGAGCCCAAGGCAGGAGGUAGAGGCGGCCAUCAGAAACCUGCGGCUCUGCUUGGACUCUGGCCCCCUAGCCAUGCAGGAACCCCCAGGAGAGCAGUGGCCAGUCCUCUGGGCCCCCAAGUGGGUGGAUUAUUCCAGCAAGUAUGGGUUUGGCUACCAACUGUCAGAUGGGAGCAGCGGUGUCCUGCUUCGGGAUGGCACCCACCUGGCCCUGUGCCCCACAGGGGGCCAAGUCUACUAUGCACCUGACCGGGGAAAGCUGGAGACGUUCGCCCUGAGGGAUGUGCCCAGCCUGCUGGGUGCCAAGCUGGCCGUCCUGCAGCUCUUUGCCAGCUACAUGCAGCAGCGUCUGCGAGAGGAGAGGGGCCUGCUCACACCUACCCAGCCUGCUGGCCCAGGCCUCUGCCUUCUGCGCUUCCUGGUGUCUGAGCAGGCCUCACUGCUACUCUUCAGUGAUGGGACGGUACAGGUCAGCUGUAGCCAAGACCAGCCUCAGUUCGUACUGAGUGAUGGGGGCAAGGAGUUGGUUCUCACCAUCUGGAAGCAGGGCCAGCCCGGCACCUCCUACCCGCUGGGCGUCCUGCAGAGCCACGGCUGUAUCCCAGCCACCCGCCAGCACCUUCGGCAUGCCAUCCGCAUGCUGCAGAGCAUCUAGCGUCCCCGAGGGUCAGAGUGGACCUCUGCAUGUUGAUGCCCAGGACCCAGGCUCCAUUUCUGCCUCCUCUCAUCCCCAGAGGAGAUGUCCUUGGGGAGAGCUGGGGGAGCCCACGCGGGGUAUGGGGGGUGGGGCUGGGGUCCUUGCUUCCUGGCCUGACUGUUCAACCCAGACUUUUGUUUGGAUUUGUUCUUUUUUUAUUAAAGGAAUCUUGACUCUGCA